GAUAAUAAUAAGAUUGGGCAUGUAUGUCCAUAGAUUGGGCAGUCCAGUCUUAAGACUGGCCACUCAUUUGUCACUGUCGGAAGAUUGACCUGGCCAGUCUCAAGACGGGCGCGUUUCAAGAUUGGGCAGAACAUGUCCACCAGUAGUGGGGUUAGGGUCAACCAAAGUCUGCUUUUCUUGCAGCUUUAUACUUUUGUUGCAUGGACUCCUUCAAUAAGUGGCUGUUUUUUGCUACUAUUUGUACCAUAUUUUUAUUGGGUAUAUUUAUAUAUAUUUUGCUUAUAUAUAUAUUUGCCUAAAAAUACCUUUGCCUUUAGUGUCAGCUAUAUUAAUCUUUCAUUGAAAUGAAUAGCAGUAAUAGUAUUGCACUAACACUUCACGAAUUUGAAGCUUUAUGUCACAAAUUUGUUCCUUUGGUGCAUAAAAUUUUUACUGGGAAGGAUCCAUCUUGUCAUAGACAUCAAAUGUACAACAUGGGCGGGAAAAAAAAGGCACAACUUCGAAACUUUAAUGCAUCCAAUGUGUUUACUGAUGAGCAACAUGAAAUAGUAGCAAGCAUCCUUGUCAAGAAGUACUGCAGUGAGCAUUCAAAAUACUUUGAUUAUGUAUUUAAAGUUAUGAUCCCAGAACUUGAGAAAAGAAUAGUAAUGGAAGUUUUUAAAGUUUUUCCUGAGCAGGCUAAAGACAUUUUGAAUCAUGGCAAAGAGAUGCUAGAAUAUAUGUUGAAUGAUAAAAUAUGUCAGUGUAAAAUCAUAUUUCUCAAUGACGAAGAUAAAGAGCUGAUGUGGAUAAAGGAGUACAUUCCAAGUGAACCAGUACAGCAAUCGUUUGACGUAGCAAAUAAAGAUGUGUCGGAAACUUCACAGUUAACAAGUAAUUAUAGUGAACCAGUUAAGCAAUCAAUUGACGUAGCAAAUGAAAAUGUGUCGGAAACUUCACAGUUAACAAGUGAACCAGUACAGCAAUCGUUUGACGUAGCAAAUAAAGAUGUGUCGGAAACUUCACAGUUAACAAGUGAGCCAGUUCAGCAAUCUAUUGACGUAGCAAAUAAAGAUGUGUCUGAAACGUCACAGUUAACAAGUGAGCCAGUUAAGCAAUCUAUUGACGUAGCAAAUAAAGAUGUGUCUGAAACGUCACAGUUAACAAGUGAGCCAGUUCAGCAAUCUAUUGACGUAGCAAAUAAAGAUGUGUCUGAAACGUCACAGUUAACAAGUGAGCCAGUUCAGCAAUCUAUUGACGUAGCAAAUAAAGAUGUGUCUGAAACGUCACAGUUAACAAGUGAGCCAUUUCAGCAAUCUAUUGACGUAGCAAAUAAAGAUGUGUCUGAAACGUCACAGUUAACAAGUGAGCCAGUUCAGCAAUCUAUUGACGUAGCAAAUAAAGAUGUGUCGAAAACUUCACAGUUAACAAGUGCACAAGUAGCAUUGCUUAACGCAAUUAACAAUCACAACAUUGGAGCAGCGAAAAAAGCUUUGAAGACUUGGGAACAAGAAGAUAUAGAAAAACAUGUUGCUGCAGCUCCUUCUGCACGUAGAAAAGUUGUCUGUCCUGUCUGCAGUCGUGAGGUUGUGAACUUAAAAGUUCAUUUGAUGUCUCGAAAACAUUUAUGGACAAAAGAGAAAGCUGAGAGUGCCCGCAUUAACUUCAAAUUAAAUCUGGAGAGGAAACCGCUUGAGUCUUCUAUUCGAAAAUCUAAACAACGUUUUCAUGUUCGCCAAAUAUGCCCGCUUUCUCAUUGCAUGAAAGAAGUGAAAAGACUAGGAAACCAUUUGCGGCAAUUUCACAAAAUAACUCCUUCCAAAGUUGUACAACACGUGAAAAAUGCUCAAAAAGUGUUGUCAAGUGAAGACGAAUCUUCGGCGUCUGAAAGGGCAACUUCUGACGAGGAAGAAUAUACUUCAAAGGUGAAAAAACUUUAUAGUAAAGACUUGUUCCAUCGUGGAGUAGGCAUGCACGAAGAAUGCGACUCAGAUGAUUCUGAUUGGCUUUUAUCUACGUUUGGGGAUAUUCACGGCUCACGAAUAUUGACCAGCAACAAAAAUGAAAACGCCAAAUGUUCUGACAACGUAGAUUUUGAAAACCACGGGAAUUUAUCCACAGACAAUGACUCUGACAACUCCUCCAAGUCAAACUCUGCCUUAGAUGCUGAAUGUACGGAGCUAUCGGAUUAUGAAGACACGGAGGACAAAUUCUAUGUCACUUCACAAGCAGAUGACAUUGUGCUUGAAAGUUUUAAGUCUUGGUUGAUUAGUGCUGAUGGUGGUUACAGACCUGAAAGGACAAGUAAGCAACACAAAAAUGUUAUUCUCGCUAUUCUUAAUCACCGAAGUAAUAUUGAACCACUGAAAUUUUCAAAUCUAGUAGAAAAGGAAUUCCUUGAAAGCUGGAUCCAGAUUUGUGAUAAAUCGAAACAACCUGGGACAAUAAAAACAUACCUUUGCUCUGUUUUAUGUUUUUACGAUUAUUGUGAAGUGACAGGUUGUGGCUUAUUACCAUCUGAACUUAUAGGUAGAAUGAGAACAGUAAUAAGGAAGUGGGGUCACAAUCUAAUAAAAAAGAUCCAAGUAAGAUCGUACGAAAAACAGCUAAAUGACUUGAAUCGUUUGCCUACGCCUGAAGAACUGCGAAAGUAUGAUUGCUCAAAAGUGGUUCAGUAUUCCAAAGCAUUAUUAAAAAAUGCUACAUGCAAAGACUCCUGGACAAGGAAAGAAUUUUGUGCAAUUCGAGACUACCUGAUAUCUACUUUAAUUAUGGACAAUGCUAGCAGAUCAGGUGCAAUUGCCAACAUGUUGUUAGAAGAAGUAGGAAAUACCAAUAACUCGGACGGGGGAUGCACAAUUGCAGUGAAGAAACACAAAACAGGCUACAAAGGACCUGCUUUCAUUACAAUGACUAUUGAAACUUUUAAGAACUUAACAAAUUACAUCCGUUAUGUCAGGAAUUCUUUACAAGGAAUCAAUUCUGGCGGUAAAGAACCUGUAUUUGUUAGCUGGGCUGGAAACAAAAUGGCUUCUUCCAUGGUCACUGGGCAACUCUCAAGCUUUUGGGCUCAAGCUCUUGGCCGUGAUUGUGGCGAUUUGACCACAACCUUAGUUCGAAAAUAUGCUACCACAACGAUUCAUAAAAAUCAACCGGAAUUAAAGCAAGCCACUGCUAAUCUUUUAUGUCAUGCUGAACGAACGGCAUCAAUGUCAUAUAACUUAAUUGAUAAACAGAGAAGAGCCUUUCAGACAAGUCAGCAAGUUAGGGAGGCUAUGAGGACAGAUUUCGAUACGAAUGAAAUAAAUUUGGACUUACAAGUCAACGACCUUAAAGAAAUAUUUUCUUCUGAAAUCAACGAUGGUUUUGUGUCGACCGAGAUUAUACGGGAUAGAAUUUCCUCAGACGCAAGGUUAAGCGAUUUAAAUGGGAACGAGAAGAAGGAAAAGGCACUGCUAGAUUCUGUGCGGUAUAUUAUAAAAAAAGAAGGAACUCAUACCAAAUCUGCUGAUGAAAGGGUUACCGAGAAGGUACCUGAUACUCCUUCGGCGAAAUGUAUUAGCAUGUCCAGACAACGUAAAAAGUAUACCGAUUCUGAUAACACGAUAAUUUGGAAAUGUUUAGGUGAUCAGAUCAGAGAUACGAAUAAUGCGAUAUCUCGAGCAGAAUGCACUGAAAUUAUCAAAAAUACUCCUAUGAUGGCACAAUUGGUGUCAAAAUUUGGCAUGCACUCACUUAUUAUUAAAAUAAGAACUGAAAGAGCUAAGUUUUUAAAUGAAACCUAGUGGAUAUGGUCGAUGACGAAAUUUUAUCAAGAGAAUUGUUUUGUUAUUUUUAUCGUUUUUUUUUGUUAUUCAGUUUUCAUUGUGUUUCAUAUGCACGGUCAUAAAAUAGCGUUUUGUUUUCAUGCUUCGUACAACAAGGUAGGAAUCCGUAACUAUAAAGAAAUUUACUUACUUUUCUUUACGAUAAAACUAUAAAAUGCAAUGGAUGUAAUGUGAUAAUUAAGUUGUUAAAAUAAACCUGGUGGAAUAUAAGCUAUGGUGUGUUUUUGUUAGAAGCAAAAGUUUUUAUGGACUUUUUUUAAUUCUUGUAUUUAAUCUAUACGGCUUUAUUCUUUGGCAGAAAAUGCUAGAUUCGUUUGACGGUUUGUUUUUCUAUGCUGCGUAAAAAAACGAUAUCUACAGAAAUUAUGUUUUUUUCUUCCUUUAUAUGAGUUUGUCAACCUUUUUAGAGUUGAUUUACAGUUGAAAGAAUUUUGCGCUUUA
Hydractinia symbiolongicarpus is the source of this 4247-nucleotide messenger RNA. RefSeq lists its product as uncharacterized. The transcript is spliced from 19 exons. Lineage: Eukaryota; Metazoa; Cnidaria; Hydrozoa; Anthoathecata; Hydractiniidae. Bases 345 to 3764 code for a protein of 1139 amino acids. The record is from RefSeq and is a predicted model, not a curated record. Gene Ontology annotation, molecular function: DNA binding.